Molecule: messenger RNA, 807 nt
Organism: Perkinsus marinus ATCC 50983
Lineage: Eukaryota; Perkinsozoa; Perkinsida; Perkinsidae
Exons: 1
Coding region: 78-725 (215 amino acids)
Source: RefSeq, a predicted model, not a curated record
CACACUUCUGAGAUUCACAAGAAACACGUAAUAGUAGCAAUAUACGCGGAUUGUAAGUGUACGGAUGAUAGCAAGCUAUGCCAACAGCAAUGAUUAUAAAAACGAUUUAUUACGAUAAGAACGCAUCCCAAUCCCAACAUGGAUGCUGCUGUUGUUGUGACUGUAGUCUAAUGAGAUUAUCUGCUACAGUACAACAUUCGGUAGCUCUAUACCAUUCAGUAUCCACCGAGUUGAAAUGUAGUGGAGUUGGACCACGAACACCAAUUUGUGAUACUCUGGUGGUGGUAGCAACACUAAUAUCGCUCGAAUACCGCUGGAGUCUAUUAUCUGUCGCCUGCGAACCUUCCGAAGAGCAGCGCUCAGUGAGCCUAGGACGUUUAGGUGGAGGAGGCUCAGAGUCUUCAUCACAAGUAGGGCCACCAUGCGGUGACAACAGAGUGCGGACCCGUGGUAGCAGCGUGGAACAUACAACCUUCGUGGACUUGAUACCAUUGGACGAUGGAAUAUCUUCCUCUAGCAUAUCGUGCAACUUGGACAGCCCUGCCUCCGGCAACUCGACUUGUAGCACUACGAGGUUCGGGAACUUGCUCCGCAGAUCCUCAAACGCCUCGAGAGCCCAAUGCUCACCACCAGCAGUGUUAGUGUUGCCGCUCGCAAGCCGAGACACUACCGAAUACUUCAACUUCAUUGACUCCAAGGAGCCGUUCCACCAAGGAGGAUCUUGAAUCGAAGUAUGGUAAGCUCCUUGAAGCAGUGUGGUGUUGUCGGUACCAGAUCGGAGUCUCAGCAGAGAUGUUGCUAUGUGGU